CAGCGAGCCUGGCUCUGUUCCGUCGGGCCGUCCCACUUCAGAGCUCCUGAGGGGGACAUACGGCUGGGGAAGGGGACAGACGGGAGACAAGAGCUCUGCUCUCAUGACACCUGCUCAGGGCACGGCUCAGUCCCCUCGCAUGUAGGCAGCUGAGGCCAUCCAGGCUUACAGGCAUUCAGUCACAGUUCCUUCGGCCAAGACGAGGUGGUACCCUUGAGGGGGCUUGGUCACUUGACCUCGCGAACAGACAACAAGGAAAUACACCUCCUUAUGACUGAAGGAGAAAGUGAAACAGAACAGAGCAGAAGCCAGAGCUCCAGGGGAAAAAGAAAAUGGAAGAGAAUCCUAGUGUGGAGAUUUCUAGAGCUGGGCCAGCUCAAGGUGCAGUGGAGAGAACAGCUGAUCAUCCUGUGAUCCAAGAGGCCCUCGAACAAACACUUGAGUACCAAGUGACAAGCAGGUGGCCUGGGACCUCCUGCAAACCAGAGGAGGACUCUCUGGUGUGUGAAUCACCAGCUGCUGAUGGAGAGAUGGCACUGUCAGGUCCAGCUGGCCUCAGAGUAGAGGAAAAGGUUCCCCUGCAAACUGAAGAAUCUGAGAAGAAAAGAGAUGAGAUCUCAGAAGGAUCCCCUGGAGAAGAAGACUUGGAUGAAGCCAGGCGGACUCACGAUGAAAUGGAUGCCAAAGACAACAUCCCUGCCUGCCAGGAGACACAGGAGAACCCAGAGAUAAGCAGGCACUGUGGGGGCUCUUGCACAGCAGAGGAGGAUGCUUCAUCAAGAAGCAAGUCACUGAGCUCUGACGGUAAAAUGUCACAUUUGGAUGUGACUGCUACAGAAAAUGUCACCAAGGGCCCAUUUGCAGAGAAGAGCACCACUGCCCUUCUCCAAGAGCAGGAGCCAGAAGAACACCUAGAGCAAGAAGCGCAGGAGAGCAGAUCCCAAGGCACAUUAAGGAACAGACGUGGGACCAAAGGGCACACAGCUCCAGAUCCAGAGGCUCAGAUGUUGACAAACUUCACCACCCAAAACACAGACCAGAAGGCCAAAAAGUCCCUCUUGAUGAAAGGGCUUAUGGUGAUGGCCAUCAUACUUUUUGUCUGCUACUUCUCCGUAUUCUGCUUUGGCAUCCCGACCUCUGAGUCCCAGCAAGUCCCCAGGAACCCCAUGGUGGAGGCCUUUGUGUCCCAGUUCAACCAGCUGCAGGACAUGUUUCCAGGGCAGAGUGCCCAGCUCUGGCUUCGUGGGCGCAAGGUCCUGCAGAAGCACCUCAAUGCAUCCCACCACACGCAGCCGGCCAUCAUCAUCUUCACAGCCGCCCGCAGGGGUGAGCAGACCUUGCGAUGCCUUAGCACCCACGUGGCUGACACCUACUCAUCUGCCCUGCAUGCCGGAACGGUCCAGAUUGAUGGGAGGAGUAAAUCCAGGCUCCAAAGUCACCGUGCCAAGCUAGAGGUCGACUCAGAGCUGAGCUCAGCUUUCCAGGGCGGGGACCGUGCUGCAGUGAUACACCACUUUGAACUGCUGCCUGCAGGGGCUACCCUCAUCUUCUAUAAGUACUGUGAUCAUGAAAGUGCUGCUUUCAAGAAUGUGGCCUUGCUGCUGACUGUGCUGUUGGAGGAUGAGAUGCUGGAGACCCACAUCAGCCCCAAACAGGUGGAAGAGAGAGUUCAUGACUUCCUCUGGGACAAGUUCACCAGCACCAGCGCUCCCAGCUCAUACGACCACAUGGACUCUGACAAGCUGAGUGGGCUGUGGAGCCGCAUCUCCCACCUGGUCUUACCAAUCCACCCAGUGCAGACCAUCGAGAGGGGGGGCUGCAAGGUCCACACCAAACCGUAGGGACAAAGGCUCCCAAAGGACAAAGCCAGAAGUCCAGGAAGGGUUGGAAAGACAGUCCUGGCUGACCCUGGUGCAUGUGUAGGCACACACAGUACUAUUUCUCUUCAAUUUGUUUCCCCUACUGUGAUGAGUCUGACAGGAACAAGUAGAUCCAGGACACUUGGCCAGCUGAGUCCUAAAGAUGAUAGGUCACACAAUUCUUUCUGGCAGAUGUGAAGAAUGGAUAUUUUAAGCUGCUAAUUGCACAGGAGAACUUCACUCUAUGGGGAGGCAUAAGGGAAAAGUGGACUUUACAGGUAGCAUUUCUGUCAGGAAAUACUCAACUGAUGUACACAACUGGUACACCAGAAAAAUUCUUCAGUUCAUAGCUCUUUCCUUGCUCCCUGCCUGUCGGUUUGAUGAUGUCGUGUACAUCAGUCUCACAAUGUACUUUAUCCAGUAGGUUUCUCUCUCUUUUCAGAGAGCCACUGGAACACAGGAAGGUCAAAUUCCCCAAAGCUAUGCUUCAGAAAGAAAAACAAUUUGCUAUUUAAGGGUUUGACCAAUCUUUAUGGAGUCCCACAUGUACAGACAGACUGACACUCAGCAAAGAUGAGACCCUAAAUAUAGGAUGUUUAACCAAACCUGCAACUCAGAAAUCUCCUAAACACCAAUUACAAGAAAUGUCAGGUUUUCAGUACUUAAACUGCACUCAUGGGGGGAUCCCAUGUGCCAGAGAACAAGCUCCAAAGACAGAGAGCAAUGAAACAGAAACCACCUUGUUGUUGCCUUGUUGAUGUGAAGCCUCAAGGGAUUGCACAGGUGGAAGAAUGAGUAGUACAGUUUAAUACUACCUUUAAAAAAAAAAUGUCCACAUUACCACCACAAGGCUAUGAUCAUCUCUUUGAGCUGAUGCAUCAGCUUUGAUUGUAGAUGAGAGCUUGCUCUUCCCCUGAUCUCCUACCUGUCCAUAGGGCUGGAAGCCUUCUGCUUGCCUCUCCCCAGCUAGCUUUUAUUGAUGAAUGCAGAUGUUACUGUUGGCAUUUUUUUCAAACCAUGUAAGAUAGCACACCAGGGUCUUUGCCCUCCAAAGGUACAUUUGCAGCCCUGCCAGGCAGCUGCUGCUCUGGCAUAUGCUAAAGCAACAAGGAGCAGAGUUAGGAUUAGCUGGUAAAGACAAAGUCUCUAGCAUUAACACUAAAAAUCCUCAACCAAGUAGACUGGUUUCUUACUGUGCCUCUUCCUGCACCCCAGGAAGAGAAAUCCAACUCGUGGAAACACUGUGGUGCCCUCACAUGCUGCCUUUCUGCAGGUGCUCUGGGGUAGAGCAGCCAGCUCAGAGAGCACCUGGGGAGGAGGUGCAAGUUGGGGUAUCACUAGUAACCCAAGAGUCAGGCCCAGGUGCCAACCCCUUGUGCUUACAAGUGCCUGCCAGAGAAGGAGCAGCUGGAACACAGCAUGGCUUCUUUCAAUAUAAGCAGCACAGACUCUGCAUCUGAACAAGACACAAAUCAAGAACACUCUAGUGUUUUUUACAAGCAGUGCAUUUUAGGGCUCCUUGUGCCAACGCAACUCUGUUGUUGGCUGGAGAGAUCCCACCAACGGUGCCUUGAGGGUCUGCCCCACCACAGCCCCUCACCCUAAACCCACAGCCUGACUCUUCUUACUCACACCGUGUGCCUUGCUCUCUCAGAUUUUUUGCCAUUAACUUGGAGGAGGAGACAAAAGAUAAGGAAGAGGAGGGUGUUAUGUGUUCAAAUUCUAACCAAAGAAGAUAUUUUUUGUUUAUCUGGGGACAUAAAUGCAAGACCACAGGGGUUUUAAACCUGAAAAAAAUGAGAAUUUCUUUCCAGAGUCCAUUAGGGCAGCCUGGGGCAUGGUUUUGUACAAGAUGCAGGUUGCUUCCCUCCCUCCCAUUUAUUACUAUACACUACUUUAGUAACAGAAAACACUAUUUCUGCUUUGCACAGUUCAGUGCAUCAGGGUGUUGAUGUAAGAACCAGCAAAAUGUUAAUCAUGAUCAGUAUCUCAAGGGAAACCUAUGUUUUACUGUUAUCUCACCCUUGGUUGUAUGUAUGUACUGUGUUUGUAAUGCAUAGCCAGGAUAUCCACGCCAGAGAUAUUUUUUAUGACCUUUUAAAGACAAAAAUAUCUACUUGCUUCUGAAACAAGACUUCUAUUUGAAAAUAAAGAAUGAGAUUGUGAAAGAAAGCAGCAAAGACUUUGAGGUGAGACUGGAGUCUUACCAUAUUCUUGUUUGUAGCUUUGUUUGCUUUUUCCUAGCUAGUUUCAUCACAUUAAGCAUAUCAUAUUUUACAAAGUUUUAUUUAGGUCAGGGGCUGUAGUUAUGCAAACAAAGCGAGUAUUUGCUUUUCCAGAAAAAACCCAAACAACUCUUCAAUUGUUUGGGUAACAAUUCACAGCUUUUUCAACUAAGGCAAAAGUAAAAACUAACCCCCAAAGAGCUGCUGAAUUGGACCCAGUCUGAAACAUACUAGAUUUGCAUAAUACAUAAUGAUAAUAAUUCAACUGAAAUCCACUGGCAACUUAAAUGUUUCAGAAGUAUAAAAAGCAAAUGCUUGUCAUUUCAGCACCCUGAAUCAAACCAGUUCCACACAACGUCACACCACCUCAGCACACAC
Calypte anna (Anna's hummingbird) is the source of this 4462-nucleotide messenger RNA. RefSeq names its product torsin 1A interacting protein 2 (gene TOR1AIP2). NCBI's taxonomy places the organism in Eukaryota, Metazoa, Chordata, Aves, Apodiformes, Trochilidae. Gene Ontology annotation, molecular function: ATPase activator activity. Bases 333 to 1841 code for a protein of 502 amino acids. Gene Ontology annotation, biological process: membrane organization. The transcript has 6 exons. The record is from RefSeq and is a predicted model, not a curated record. Gene Ontology annotation, cellular component: membrane.